AUGGAGUGCUACUACAUUGUCAUCAGCUCCGCGCACCUCAGCAACGGGCACUUUCGCAACAUCAAGGGAGUUUUCCGAGGCCCCCUCAGCAAGAACGGGAACAAAACUCUGGAUUAUGCUGAAAAGAAAAACACGAUAGCAAAAGCUCUGGAAGAUCUUAAAGCCAACUUCUACUGUGAACUCUGUGACAAGCAGUACUAUAAACACCAGGAGUUUGACAAUCACAUUAACUCUUAUGAUCAUGCUCACAAACAGAGACUGAAGGAACUGAAACAGAGGGAGUUUGCUCGAAACGUAGCAUCUAAGUCACGAAAAGAUGAAAGGAAACAGGAAAAAGCCCUUCAACGUCUGCACAAGCUAGCUGAACUAAGGAAAGAGGCAACAUGUGCUCCUGGAAGUGGCCCUAUGUUCAAAUCCACUACAGUGACUGUGCGAGAUCAUUGCAAUGAUAUCCCACAAAGUGCUGCCAUAGAUUCUGCCAACAAACAGGAUUUCAGCUGUACGUUAAUGCACGAUGCACAGAAUUGUAAAGACGUCACUUCUGUUAUUUCUUCCACUUCUGGAAAUGCAUGUAAUAAUAAAUCCGACGCUAACAAAUGUGGAGAUCAUGUUCAAGGAGCUCAAGGACAUAGAGUUGGGUUCUCUUUUGCUUUUCCUAAGAAAGCAGCGGUGAAACUGGAGUCUUCAGCUGCCGUUUUCUAUGAAUAUAAUGACGAAACGUCUAUGGAGCAUGGAUUCAGCAGAAGAAGUAGGUUUGUUCCAGGAUCAUGUAACCUUCAGUCUCCUUCAGUGGCAGAAAUAGUCCUGUGCCCUGAGGAGAAACAUAACUGUUUUCACCCACUGGUGGAAAAACGCAUAGACACAGCAGAAGCUCCUGAAGCUCAGGAGUCAAAAGAGCUUGCCAGUGAAGAAAGCAGGGUGCUGGAGAGUCCCAUAUUAACUCCUCCUGUGUCCCAUUCUAAGCAACUGGUGUCCUCAGACAUGAAUGGCGACGGUAUUGAUGUAAGUGCAGUAGACUUACCGGACCAAACGCUACCUGUGGUUGCAGACAGUGCUCAGGUCCUGACCCUGGACUGCAGCAGUUACGAGCUGCGGGCAAACAGGACUCUUGCACAGGCGGUUGUGGAGGAUUGUUUAUCUCUGCAGGAUGUUGUGGAGGAAAAUGAUAAAGACAGGAACAGUGAUUCAUCCACAACUGAAACUGAAACAAAAAAGCUGGGGGCAGAUGCAUUAGUUCCAUCACCGUCUGAAGAAAGUAGUAGUGGAGCCCCACAAAGAAAACCGGACAUGCACAAGAGACCUUGUGAGCCCUUUGUUCCUGUUCUUAGCAAACAUGGAUCAAAUAUUCUUCAGUGGCCAUCAGAAAUGUUAAUUUACACAAGUACAGACCCAUCGAUUUCUUAUAGCUGUAAUCCUUUAUAUUUUGAUUUCAAGUCAUCAAGAGCAAGUGACAGCCAAGAAAAGCCCGAGCAGCCGCCAAAUGUACCUCAUUUGCACCAUAAAACUGAAUCAAACCAUAGCUUAGUCUCGGAUUUUACAGGUAAACCUCCUUCAGAGUGUGGUGAUUAUGAAACAGAAAUGAAUAAAAAUGUGUGCAACUAUACAAUACCCUUUAUAAGUGAUGUUUCCCUCGUCAGAAAUUGUGAUCUUGCAAAAAAUCAAAAUAAAGUGUCCUUGGAUGAGUCAUUCAGGAUUAGAAAAUUAGAAAAGUAUCACAUUUCUAAAAAUCACUUACGACAAAACACUGUGAUAGAUGAGAAAUAUAACAAAGUCUGGAUCAAAGAAAGCCAUGAAAAAUGGCUUCACAAAAGUAGAAAACGGAAAAGGAGAAGAAAAUUAUGUCAUUGUCAUCAUCAUCACUGUGGGGACACAACAUCAGCAGAAAUGGAAAUGUCCUCAGUGACUGAGAAAGAAAUUAGUUACAGAGAUGAAAAUAAACAUCAGCACCUCCAAAAUAAUCCAGAGAAGUGCAGGCAUAAUGCAGGGAAUAUCUGGCUAGCUACAGGUGAGAUACAGCAGUCACAUCAAAAACUUGGUAUUGAAAAUGGUCAUAAGAGAGUUAUGUGUGUGUCAGAUCAUGUACAUGGGGACAGAGGCUGGUGUGACAUUUGGAGUGCAAAAAAUAGCAGCCAACACCAUGGUUGUAAACGACUGCACGGAAAGAGCAAAACAAGCUCUCGGAAACAGGCAAAGCAGCUAGCUCUGAGUUCCAGGAGGCACAGCUUAAGGUACUCUAAAACAUGUUGUAGCUGGAAAGUCAGGAGGUCAAGCUGUAGCCCAGACCAUAAAUGUUCAGGACACUGCAGUGAGGAGAAGAGUCCAAGUCAAAACCAGUCCAUAAAGAGAGGUUACAACGUUCUGACAGAGGAACCGGAAAAAUCCCACUGCAAGCGGAGACAGCAUACCUAUUCCUCCUCAUCAGAUGAAAGCUCAUAUGGACAGACAUUAUCAGCAGAGGAAUAUCUAAGGCAAGCACGUGCUUUAGGUACGCAUCACAAGGCAAAAGGGAAACGCAGGAGGAGGAAAACUAGAAUCCAUCAUGUAUUUCUUGACAGGAACACAGGAAGUGAGACCUCCAGACCUUCCAAAGAAAAUUCUGCGUUAAAUAUUUUGGGGGACUUCUUGACUCAAGACAGUCUAGAGGAAACUAAUGUGGAUCCCAAAGCUGAUCAUGCAAAAGAUACGGAUGAAACAAUGCAGCUGGAGGAAAGCAAGUCAUCUCUAGAAACUGAUAGUUCACACGUGCUGGAAAACGAUAAACUGACAGCAUGCACAGCGAUGGAGAGCGCUCCGAGUAACUUUUCUGAUGUUGUCGCAGGUUCUGCUGCUUCUGUUCCUGAGCACAGUGCUCCAGCAGCUGCCGGCACACAGGAUGUGCUGCAAGAUGAAAAGAAAAAAGAAAAUGUCAACAGUUGUGAAAAUCAAGCUCGUUAUAGAUUUCCCCUCCCCAGCAGACAUUUGGAACAAGCUCCUCCUAAAUCCUAUCUUUGCCAUUAUGAAUUGGCCGAGUCUCUACCACAUGAGAAAAUAAAUGAGGUGGCCAGCGAAUGGGUACAGUGUAAUCCUGGCAUAUUUAGCAGCCCACCACCCUUGCCAUUCAAAGAAGCACAUAUAAACAGUCAUACCUUUUUAACUACUGAGCAGUUAAUAGCCCCCUUCACCCUGCCGGAUCAGACGUUGAUACUCCCUCCAGAUAACCAUGAAAAAUUCAAAGACCUACCAUCUGAGGCGUAUCAGCAAAUCAUACCACAAAACAUGCUGGCCAACAAAGUGAAGUUCGCCUUCCCUUCCCCGGCGAUCCAGCCCCCAAAUUCCCUGCUGCAGCCCUUACCCUUGCAGCCACCACUGUGUUCUACCUCCGUUACCACUAUCCAUCACACCGUUCUCCAGCAGCACGCUGCUGCCGCCGCCAGUACGUUGAAGGUUCUCCAGCCCCACCAGCAGUUCCUCUCCCAGGUCCCGGCUCUUUCCAGAGCACCUUUACCUCAUCUACCAGUAGGACCGAGGCUUUGCCCGGGGGGCCACACAGCUUUCGUCGCCCCGCCACAUUUGCCGCUGCUGCCGCCCUCGGUCCUGCACCCGACCCAGCUGGCGUUUCCCCCACUGCCGCACACCGUCUUCCCAUCCCUGCUGUCUCCGCACCCAGCUGUCAUUCCCCUGCAGCCCCUCUUUUAG
Molecule: messenger RNA, 3675 nt
Organism: Nipponia nippon (crested ibis)
Lineage: Eukaryota; Metazoa; Chordata; Aves; Pelecaniformes; Threskiornithidae
Gene: ZNF804A
Product: zinc finger protein 804A
Cellular component (GO): nucleus
Source: RefSeq, a predicted model, not a curated record